GUCCCCGACCCCUCCCUCGGGGACCGUCCCCUUCUCUUCCGGCCCCCCUGACAGGGCCCUGCCCCCAGGAGCCCCGGAGGCGUCUGGGUAAUGGCAGGAGUCGGGGCCGCAGGGGAGGCCGGGAGUUUGGGUGGCAGCCAGCGGGCCCCUCUCAGGCCCGGGACGCCCAUGGUGGGGAUCGGGCUGGUCCUGGGGGGUCGAUUAUCCAUUCGUUUCCAGCCCACCCGGGUGGUGAAAGACGACCGACAAACCCGAGGGGUGCAGCCGACCGACCGAAAGAUGUGAUGCCCUCCCAGUCGGCAUUCUUCCGCAUCGGGCAACUCAGCAACGUGGAGCUGGACGAUGACCUUCUGGACCCGGAAACGGACACACCUCACCCUUUCCCCAAGGAGAUCCCUCACAAUGAGAAGCUCCUGUCCCUGAAGUACGAGAGCCUGGACUAUGACAACAGUGAAAACCAGCUAUUCCUGGAAGAGGAGCGGAGAAUCAAUCACACGGCUUUCCGCACUGUGGAGAUCAAGCGGUGGGUGAUCUGUGCCAUGAUCGGCAUCCUGACCGGCCUCGUGGCCUGCUUCAUCGACAUAGUGGUGGAGAACCUGGCGGGGCUGAAGUACAGAGUGGUCAAAGACAAUAUCGACAAGUUCACAGAGAAAGGGGGAUUGUCUUUCUCUCUGUUGCUCUGGGCCACGUUGAAUUCCGCCUUUGUGAUCGUUGGCUCCAUAAUUGUGGCGUUUGUAGAGCCCGUGGCCGCAGGCAGUGGAAUCCCACAGAUUAAGUGCUACCUCAAUGGCGUCAAGAUCCCCCAUGUGGUCCGGCUCAAGACCCUGGUGAUUAAAGUGUGUGGGGUGAUCUUGUCCGUGGUUGGAGGACUGGCUGUUGGCAAGGAAGGGCCCAUGAUCCACUCCGGAGCGGUCAUAGCAGCCGGGAUUUCCCAAGGAAGGUCCACCUCUCUGAAGAGGGACUUCAAGAUCUUCGAAUAUUUCCGCAGAGAUACCGAGAAGCGGGACUUCGUCUCAGCCGGAGCUGCGGCCGGGGUGUCGGCUGCUUUCGGAGCUCCCGUGGGUGGCGUCCUUUUCAGCUUGGAAGAAGGCGCCUCCUUUUGGAAUCAGUUCCUGACAUGGAGAAUUUUCUUUGCCUCCAUGAUCUCCACGUUCACGCUGAAUUUUGUCCUGAGCAUCUACCACGGAAACGUGUGGGACCUCUCCAGCCCGGGUCUCAUCAAUUUUGGAAGGUUUGACACUGAGAAAAUGGUGUACACCAUCCAUGAGAUCCCCAUCUUCAUAGCCAUGGGCGUGGUCGGUGGGAUCCUAGGAGCAGUAUUCAAUGCCUUGAAUUACUGGCUGACUAUGUUUCGAAUCAGGUACAUACACCGGCCUUGCCUCCAGGUAAUCGAAGCCAUGCUGGUGGCUGCCGUCACAGCUACCGUCGCCUUUGUGAUGAUCUACUCGUCUCGGGAUUGCCAGCCGCUUCAAGGGAAUUCGAUGUCAUACCCUCUUCAGCUGUUCUGUGCAGAUGGCGAAUAUAACUCCAUGGCAGCAGCCUUCUUCAACACCCCGGAGAAGAGCGUUGUCAGCCUCUUCCACGACCCUCCAGGUUCCUACAACCCCAUGACACUGGGCCUGUUCACCCUGGUCUAUUUCUUCCUGGCCUGCUGGACCUACGGACUCACCGUGUCUGCGGGUGUCUUCAUUCCCUCUCUCCUCAUCGGGGCCGCCUGGGGACGACUCUUUGGCAUCUCCCUGUCCUACGUCACUGACGCAGCGAUUUGGGCCGAUCCUGGCAAGUACGCGCUGAUGGGGGCCGCGGCCCAGCUCGGCGGGAUCGUGAGAAUGACGUUGAGCCUGACAGUCAUCAUGAUGGAGGCCACGAGCAACGUCACGUACGGUUUCCCCAUCAUGCUGGUCUUGAUGACGGCAAAGAUCGUCGGAGACUUUUUCAUUGAGGGAUUGUACGAUAUGCACAUCCAGCUGCAGAGUGUGCCUUUCCUCCACUGGGAGGCCCCAGUUACCUCCCACUCCCUCACUGCCAGAGAAGUGAUGAGCGCCCCCGUCACCUGUCUGCGGAGGGUGGAGAAAGUCGGCGUCAUAGUGGACAUCCUCAGCGACACUUCGUCUAACCACAACGGAUUCCCCGUGGUGGCAUGCACCGACGACACCCAGCCAGCGAGGCUACAGGGAUUAAUCCUGCGCUCCCAACUGAUCGUCCUGCUAAAACACAAGGUGUUUGUGGAGCGAGCCAACCUGAACCUGGUCCAGCGGCGGCUGAAGCUGAAGGACUUCCGGGACGCCUACCCCCGUUUCCCCCCGAUCCAGUCGAUCCACGUGUCCCAGGAUGAGCGGGACUGCAUGAUGGACCUGACGGAGUUCAUGAAUCCGUCCCCGUACACAGUCCCUCAGGAAGCGUCACUUCCGAGAGUGUUCAAGCUGUUCCGGGCUCUGGGGCUGAGGCACUUAGUGGUGGUGGACAAUGACAACCAGGUGGUGGGGCUGGUAACCAGGAAGGAUCUGGCGAGAUACAGACUUGGAAAAGGAGGGCUGGAAGAACUCUCCCUGGCCCAAACGUGAGGGUCCCAGAAUCCCCUUUCUCCUCUAGCCCUUCUGCCGGGCUUCCGCUCUGGCCCCCAACAACUCUCCUCUCCUCCCUUCCCCCCCCGGCCCGGGGGCCUCUGGGAUGGUCCGACCCAGUCGCCUCGCCUCUGGGGUCGACGGAAGAGCCAAGUGUCGCUGGCUUUCAAGCCCACCACCCCGGGCUUCCCCGUCUCAGUUUCCGGUCUCGUAAUUUUUAAUUCGAUGUACUCCGUGGGUCGCGCUGUUUACAUUUUAUUGCUUUUCCCUCUGGUCGGUCUCCAGUGAGCUCCAUUCGGGACCUCUCUCUCUCUCACGUUCAUCGACCGUAGAGGGAUCAAGUGGGUUUUUCACUUUCCUUCCUGCACAUGCUCGGGCCCCUAGAGCAAAUGGGAAGGGGUGAUGGGGAGAGGAAUUGAGCAUGAGAGAACCAGGGGCCUUUCCCUACCCGAGUUGUCAAUUUAGCCUCCUCCUGAACACCGCGUUGCUGACUUUGCUGCUGCUGCCGGCCCGGGGGGCCCUGGCUGGCCUCCAUCGCUCCGGGGGCGGGACUCCCAGCCCCCCAUCUCCACCCGGGCCUCCGGCUGCUCCCAUCUGCAGUCUCUCCCAGCUGAUUCCUACCCCGCCGCCUCCUUCCUUUCAGUCAAACGGGCCCAUCCCUACCGGUUGGGGCGGUUUUCAGAAGGGAGCCCAGGGACAAUGGCCCAAACGGUCUCCUGGAGCCGGGCCGAGGCCUAACCCUGGACUCGAGGCAACCAGAGGGUUGUCUCUCACCCUCUCUUGUCCUCCUUGGUCGCUGGGGGAGCGAGGGAGGAACUGGAACCCCUCUCUUUGCUGGAGCCCCAGCAUCAGGGCAUGGCUGAGCGAGAGGCGACAUUGGGCAGAGGCAGGUGGGGCCGGAGGAUGUAGGCCUUUCUCAUCGCCAGCGGCUGGUCCGGCCUCUCCUGGCUGGCAUCCCAGCCGGCCACGAUCGUCAAAAGGCUUGCCGGCACAGUCCCGGUUCACUCUGGGGCCUUUGGGAUAUGCCAUCCCCAACUGAUGGGGUCAUCCCAGCGAUGAGCCAAGGAACUGCUCAUGAGCGAACACGCUCACCACUGCCUGGCGGGGUUGGCGUCUGGGGCCGCACAGCUCUCCCUGCCCCCGGCCACUCGGUUCGCUCAAACAUUCCGGGGCGGGGCAGGCCACAGAGGCCUUCCUGGCUAUCCAAGCACCGCCCAGGGUCCCACCUAACAGCGAGAAGUGCCGGGGCCGUGCUGAAAGAUUUCCCUUUGGCAAUCUGCUGGUCUCUCCCUCACCACCCCACAAGGGCCGAGGAGGGAGAGGAGCUGACGAUGAUGAUUCUUGCUCCGUGCCGAUCACAGUUUCUGGGCCGAGCGGUCACCUGCCGGGGUUCAGACACCUGGGACCCAUCUUCUCUGCCCUCUGGCAGAGCCAACCGGGUAGCCGGGAAGUUGAUGGGAGCGGCCGGGUAGUGGCUGUCAUUGAUGCAUGCUGGGUCCUUGAGGACCGGCCGUCCGCAGAGAUAGGCGGCUACGUUGAUGAGUCCCGGAUGGUCGGCGCUUGCCGCCAGGGCUGGCGGGGGUCUCCUCCCCGCCACCUCCGGGCACAUGGGUUCUGCUCUCUUUCUUUGUCCAAUCCGCUGACCAAUUGUCCCGCUGAGCCCUGAGGGACACUCUCUACAAACACCCUUCUCUUGGGGGGUUGCCUUCGGAGGAACCGAACUUUCUAGUUCAGGUUUUUAUAGUCUGGGCACCUGCCACACUUUUGGGGGGUGGUUUUAAUCUCUAUCGUGGGUGGUGGGUUCCUCAGAGACAGGGCCUUCUCCCCGGGACCACGUGCCGGGCAGGGAGGAAUGGUGGGGUGAGAGUAUCCGAAUGUCAGAAAUAAAAGGAGUUGAAAUCAA
Messenger RNA from Ornithorhynchus anatinus (platypus), 4467 nucleotides. RefSeq names its product chloride voltage-gated channel 7 (gene CLCN7). The transcript has 25 exons. Gene Ontology annotation, cellular component: intracellular membrane-bounded organelle; lysosomal membrane. The record is from RefSeq and is a predicted model, not a curated record. Gene Ontology annotation, biological process: transmembrane transport; chloride transport. The coding region runs from base 285 to 2564 and encodes 759 amino acids. Lineage: Eukaryota; Metazoa; Chordata; Mammalia; Monotremata; Ornithorhynchidae. Gene Ontology annotation, molecular function: voltage-gated chloride channel activity.